Anoplopoma fimbria (sablefish) is the source of this 939-nucleotide messenger RNA. Its product is annotated as protein phosphatase 1 regulatory subunit 14A-like. Gene Ontology annotation, cellular component: cytoplasm. Lineage: Eukaryota; Metazoa; Chordata; Actinopteri; Perciformes; Anoplopomatidae. The record is from RefSeq and is a predicted model, not a curated record. Gene Ontology annotation, molecular function: protein serine/threonine phosphatase inhibitor activity. The coding region runs from base 262 to 690 and encodes 142 amino acids. Gene Ontology annotation, biological process: regulation of phosphorylation. The transcript has 4 exons.
AUAGUAAUAGUAGUAGUAAUAGUAGUAUUAAUAAUAGUAGUAGUAGUAAUAGUAAUAGUAGUAGUAAUAGUAGUAUUAAUAAUAGUAGUAGUAGUAGUAAUAGUGGUAUUUCUUACUUCAAUUCUUACAGAUUUCUUUCCACUUAUUUCAUUUUUGUCUCUCUUUUAUUAAAACCGGUGAAUAUUUUACCAUCUGAAUAUUUGAUCCGGUUCUGGGGAUUUGUUUGGGUGGUCUGUCUGGGUUCAGGUCUGAUUGGUCCUGAUGGCGGCUAACCGGGUGGGGCGGCGGUUGAACAGGAUGUGUAGUAACCAGUCACCGAGCCGGGCUGGCGGGCGGCAGACCCGGGUCACCGUGAAGUACAACCGCAAAGAGCUGCAGAGGAGGCUGGAUGUGGAGAAGUGGAUCGACUGUGGACUGGACCAGCUGUACAGGGGCCGGGAGGAGGACAUGCCAGAGGAGGUGAACAUCGACCAACUGCUGGACUUAAAGACGGAUGAGGAGAGAAGCCAGAGACUGCAGGAACUCUUUCACACCUGUAACAACAGUACAGAGGUCUUCAUCUGUGAGCUGCUGGUAAAGCUUCAUGGUCUCCAGAAGCAGGAGGAUCUGCACAACGACGGCAUCGACCUCCCUCAGCUCCACAUCUACCCCACCCGCCCUGGAUCAGCUGACAGGGAGGUGCUGCACUGAGAAAACAAGUGCACUCUGACCUCCAAACCAGUAACACCUCUGCACACUGCGACUCACUCCCGACAACCUGGAGGCACAGGACACGAAAAACAAACUCACCUAAACUGUCCCGGUUCCCUCCAAUUAGAUGUCAUGAAAAGACUUUUGAGUUUCUGACAUUCACGUCUCUUUUCUGUUGGUGAUAAAAAAACACAAAUGUUUUAACAUGUCGUGUUCCACUGUUUCACAAAUGCUCUGUUUUUACAUCAA